Molecule: messenger RNA, 643 nt
Organism: Mercurialis annua (annual mercury)
Lineage: Eukaryota; Viridiplantae; Streptophyta; Magnoliopsida; Malpighiales; Euphorbiaceae
Exons: 3
Coding region: 1-462 (153 amino acids)
Source: RefSeq, a predicted model, not a curated record
AUGGCAGAGGGAGUCCCUAAUUUGAACGAAAGCAAUAGAACCAUUAAUCGCAGAUAUGUCAGGGGUUUAGGACCUCAGUUUGAUGAGCUGUAUGAGCAUGUGGACGAACAUUUCAGUACGCUUACUACAAUGGCCCGUAGGAUUGAAACAGAGCAUGAAUGGUCGGGUGAUCCGAUACGACCUUAUUACUUUAGACAUGAGUACCACCCAGAUUACGUCAGUACGUCCUCCAGAACUACAACCAACCCUUAUUUUGUCCAAAGAGGUGGACGAAACUCAGGUAGAACAGUUAGAGGCCGACACACUGGCAUAGUUAUUAGGGAACCUAACGUUCCGCACCAGGCACCUCCAGACGUACGACCGAGCGGUGAGGGCACUAGGGGUGUACUAGCACGAGCAUAUUACCACAUCGAUCUUGUUGUAGAGUGGAUAGCGGUCACUGUGCUUAGCUUCUGGACUUAGCUAGAGGACAAUUUUGAAGUCCAGAAGUCAGCUGUAUAUGUUAGUCUCUGACUUCUGUGAGUGCUGCAGUAGUGGUCCUGUGUCAACAGAAUAGUAGCCUAGACAGCAGUUCAUUUUGAUUGUAUAUAUUAACUGCUGUUAUUGUUUUAUAUGCAUUUUGAUAGGCUACGUGUUUAGUAUA